UCCCAAGAGGCCAAGCCGCUGAGUUUGCUUGCUUCGCUGGAGUGAUUUUUGUUCAAUAUUCCUCCCAUAGCAAGUUAGCAACAGAAUAUUUGUGAUAGCAAAUGAAUAACUAAAUUAAAUAAAGUAAAAUUAGCGCGAUGCCGCAAUCCAAUAUCGAUCCGAUUUUGUUGAAGCAGAAGAAAGCAAUAGAGAGAUAGUUGGAGAAGCGAAGCCUUAUCUGCCCCAGCCUGCGUCCGUUGAAUGGAGCUUCCUGCAUUUACCAGCUUCGACGCAAUUUCUAAGGUUUCAUUAUUCCCAGUUUCUUCCAAACAAGUUUUGUAUAGAAACACUGUUCGUUGCCGGAACAUUGGGUUCCUCUGGUGUCGAAAUUCAAAAUCUUUUGCUGGAAUCACCAUGAGUUCAGACGAAUAUUCCUUCUCAAAUGAUUCUGGACUAAGACACAGCCUUGGAACAAAAUCUGGAGUUAUCGACGUGAUUAGCAUUGGCUGCAGGAAGGACGCAGUUCUAGAUUUCUGCUUGAAGUCGCCUUUUCAGUUAUCGUCGCUGCGAUUUUGGAAUACUGUUAUGAAGGAAUCUCAAGAGGUUCAAUUACAACUAAGGUCUUAUGAAGAAGACUCUCUUCCAAGAAUUGUCAAGGCUCCAUUGUUUAUCAAGUCAUGCUCAACGGCUAUUAUACUUGUAGCUAGCGCAGGAUAUGGAUCAGAUCACUCUGUUGUGGUCGAUAUUUUCAAAACAAUAAAGUCAUCAAAUGGAUUAACAGUUGCUAUUAUCUUGAAGCCGUUUGUCUUUGAAGGGUUGAGGCGACGAGAUGAGGUCAAAAAUUUGGUAGAGAAACUAAAGGAGAACACAGAUUUACUUAUUGAAAUUGAUACUGAUUCACUACUCAAAAAGGACUUGGUUACUCUAGAUGAAGCUAUGAAAACUGCAAAUGAUGCAGUUUUGUUGGCCAUUAAUGUCAUAUCUGUUCUCAAAUCAGAUAUGCACAGGAAACUUGUGGAUGGCUUGCGCAGUGGCAUCAAAGAAAUCAGUAUUUUGGAAAUUAAUGAAAUAUUUGCACGCUAUAAGGAAGCUAGAAUUGGAUUUGGAGCAGCAUAUAACAUGAAAACUUCCAUUCUACGGUCUUUGCUUGAUUGUCCUUUCCUUGGUGUUAGUUUGAAGGACUCAAAUGGCAUGGUUAUAUGCAAUCUCACAAGUUCAGUUCCUAUCAAUGAGAAUGAUACUGCUGCCUUUCUACAUACUUUCCGCCAAACAACAGAAUACACAAAGGACAUAAUAGUAUUUACAAACCAUGAGCCUAAUCUUGAGCCAAACCUCCUAAUCACUACUGUUCUUGCACUGGGCAGCAUAAAUGUGCAACAGUCUUCCCUGAGUGGUGGCAUGCUUUCUAGACUUGCCCGGCAUUUUCCUCUUUUCAGCUUUUGGGGAAAACAUCAACAGCAACCAGCUGACACUAGGAAAGAGAAUGAAUCUGAAAGUAUAUCUCUUUCUCAAGUCACUGAAUUGUAUGAAUUUAAUGAUGGGGAUAGAAUUGAUUCUGAUGUGAUAGAUGACAAGUUCAACAAGGACUUUGAAUCUUCAGAGCCACUAGUGAGUAACAAAACUACAAAGUCAAAUGCAUUGAGGUGUUCUGAACAAAACAGAGGAGAACAAUUUGACACAAGUUCUGAUUUUUCCAGCCUUUACGAUGAAAUUAUUAGAGGUGACCUUGCAUGUCAAAGGGAGAAACUCAUAAAUUGGAAUCUUGGUCCUGGAUAUGAGGUGGCACAAGAGUGGGCCAAAGAAAGGGCAGCUGAUGGUACUUCUUCGAUGGCUGAUAAUGUUAACAUCUUCAACCUUCCUGUUGGUGUAAGAUCUUCAGAACAGUUGAAAGACUGUUCAGAAGCUUCCAUGGCACAAGAGCCAGUGACUGAAAAUGAUGUCAACGUGCCUAAUAAAAGCAUGUCUUGGAGUGCAUUGACUGAUGCAGGUCUGGAAGCGGUGCUGGAUUUUGCAUCUACACUUUUAAAUGGAAAGUAUGCGAACAAAUCAAACAAGCAAGGGGUUCUUUCUGUUCGAGCAGCAUCAAUGCUGGAAGCAGAACGAGAUUCGUCAAAAAAAUGGAUCCCAAUUGUGGAAAUGCAAUAUAGAGGAGGUCAAUACAAGGGACGAUGCCAAGGAGGUCUACCUGAAGGGAAGGGGCGACUUGUCCUUGGAGAUGGAAGUAUAUAUGACGGCACAUGGCGCUAUGGUAAGAGAUCUGGUCCUGGGACUUUCUAUUUCAUCAAUGGCGACGUGUUCCAAGGAUCAUGGAGGGACGAUCUUAUGCACGGCAAGGGUUGGUUUUAUUUUCACACAGGGGAUAGGUGGUUUGCUAACUUUUGGAAGGGAAAGGCAAAUGGUGAAAGCCGUUUCUACACAAAGAAUGGGGACGCCUUCUUUGGCAGUUUUGAAGAUGGAUGGCGACAUGGGCAAUUUCUAUGCAUUAAUGCUAAAGGAAGAAGGUACAUUGAGGUCUGGGAAUAUGGUGUUAUUCUAGAAAGCAGGCAUUUAGACAAAGAUGAUGGAGAAGAGUGAACACUGCUUGAUCAGUUGAAUUUCUAUUGGCUUGUCUUAGCUGGUCCUAUGAUUUUUCCCCAUUAUGUAUAGUUGUUGAUAGUAUGCCCCCCUUCAGUUUGGGUCGUAGUCACUAUUCAAGAUACUGUGCUUGUAGUGGCUGAUCUUCUCAAUUUUAGUAUUUUAAUAUCGUAUGUUCUUGUUGACUCGUCAAAUUGACCAGCAAGCAAGAAUCAAUCAAUCAUCAAUCAAUUGUUAUA
This is a messenger RNA of Prosopis cineraria, 2792 nucleotides long. Its product is annotated as protein ACCUMULATION AND REPLICATION OF CHLOROPLASTS 3, chloroplastic. The coding region runs from base 241 to 2553 and encodes 770 amino acids. Gene Ontology annotation, biological process: chloroplast fission. Gene Ontology annotation, cellular component: chloroplast outer membrane; extrinsic component of plastid membrane; cytosol. The record is from RefSeq and is a predicted model, not a curated record. NCBI's taxonomy places the organism in Eukaryota, Viridiplantae, Streptophyta, Magnoliopsida, Fabales, Fabaceae. The transcript has 12 exons.